Messenger RNA from Procambarus clarkii (red swamp crayfish), 1029 nucleotides. RefSeq lists its product as uncharacterized. The record is from RefSeq and is a predicted model, not a curated record. NCBI's taxonomy places the organism in Eukaryota, Metazoa, Arthropoda, Malacostraca, Decapoda, Cambaridae.
UGAAUGUGCAGCAGACGUCAGUGUCGCCGUGACCAUGCGGGUGGGCGGUGGUGCGUGCCCGUGUGCGUGGUUAGCUGUCGCGACGUUGAUCGGUACAGCAGGGCUGUCAUGGGCAGCAACGAGCACCGGAGAUCAUCUUGAGCUCCUCGAUGUCUUGACGGAACUUGAGGCGACGCUGCGUGAGACUGAGGGUUGUGAAGGACGGGUGGAGCAGCUGUGGGAAGCUGUACGGGUCCGCAAUGCACUUCUGGAUGAUAUGAAGGCCAAGGUCCUGCAAAGGAUGGAUCAGAUCGCUGUUAUUAAGAAGGCUGACAGAGUGCCGGUUGAAGACUGCGAAGAUUCCUUCACUCGGGUAGGGAACAGCUGCUAUCACACCUACAGCGACCACCUCAGGGUGUGGUGGAGAGCGAGGUUCCAUUGUUGGAUUCUGGGGAGCGACCUGGUCCACCCCGAGGACCUUCACUCCCUUAGGAAUUACGUGCCUGAAGCAGGUGACACAAAGUACUGGAUAGGAGCCAGAACAGUGACGAGUGGGGACGUCCCAGAGUGGUGGUGGGUGGAUGGGGAGAGGAUAGACACCAAGGACGAUAACUACACCUCCCUGACGCAACACCCUCAGAGCCACAAGUGCGCCAUGCUAGACACCUUCACCUUCCAAUUGGAGGCAACAGACUGUGAGGACCCGCACGGCGUCACUCUCUGCGAAGUCAAAAUGUACUCUAAUUAAGACAGGACUGUCUUCUACCCUUGAAUCGCGGGCCCCUGGGACACCUUCCACAGGUGGUCCAACUCCUUCACACCUCUCCAGGAGGACCCAUAACAACCCUUAUGCACCCCUACAAGAGAGAGACUACGGGCUCACCAUAGCCCGUGCUACUCGAACUUCUUGUCCUGAGUAGCUGAAUCUAAAACAACAAUAACCCUACAAGAAGCUCGUAUAUUAAUCCUCGAGAAGAUCACAAAAGAGCCUCUGGGGCCAGAUUCACGAAAGCACUUACGAACGUUUACAUCUUUUCUCAAUCUUUGGCG